UCGUGUUGGGGCCGCCGGGAGCUACGGGUUUGAAAAGCUAAAGCUCGUAGGGCGUCGCAACUGCUGACUUCCGACGCAAGAUGGGGAAACUGAUACUCAGAAUGGGACAGUCACUACCUUGGGGACACACAGUUGGUGGUAGUGGGUGUCGUAAUAGAGGCCCAGAGACAGAGACAGAGCCCAGCGCAGGGUCCCAUAACACGUUAAAGGCUGAACCAGUGUUGGAACCCAGCUGGGUCCCAGAAAAGAACACCUGAUUUCUCCAACCCUGGGACAGCUGCAGGAAAAGCCUUAAUGGCAAAAGGAAAGUAAUUUCAUUUUUCCAGCAGUUUUAAAGUUAGGAACGUUUGAGGGUGAUCCAGUGUUUCACAAAAUGUCCAAUAUCACUCGCAUCAGGAUCUGGUGCAGUUUUUUUUUUUUUAAUGCAGGUUUUUUUAUCCCUACCUCCAUCUCACCCCUUGGCAGCUCCCCAGUUCUUUAACUGCCUUCUUUCUGGAUUGUGAUAGGAUUCUUCUCAGUCUGAAGCACCUGAUAUGAAUUUUAAUUAAACUGAAUUUAUCAGUCUGGGCUCUGGGGAAUUAACCAUGAAUAAGACAGAGCCCCGGCUUUCACCUCUGAUUAAAAAGGUAGACAGGUAAACAGUGUUUUUCUGGGGAAGUACGGAAGGCUUUUGGGGUCUUGAAGGACAGGUAAGCGUGUGUAAACAGUGAAGGAAGUAGGGGUGGAGGUUAGAGGCAGGAAAGGGGCUAGUGUACCAAGUAGCAGGAGCAGAAACAGCAAAGGCAAAUAAUCCUGAAUGUGGCUAGUCUUGUUUUAGAGACAAUGAGGAGUUUGGUGUAGAUACUGAGGAGGGUCUGGGGGUUGGAGCAGGCUUUUAGGAGCUCAGUCUUGGGGAGGGAGCCUUGGAUGCUAGGUUAACAAGUUUAGCAUUUGUCCAAUGAGUUGUCUAAGGAUAUUAAGGAAGAGGGAAACAUGGUGUGUUAGGUUCUGGUUACAGCAUGGCAAAUGGUUUGUAAGUGGGGAGACCAAGGCCAGAGAGAGAUCUCAGAGGUAGUUAAGGUGUGAGAUGAUGAGGCGGGGCCGAGAAGAUGGAGAGAAGGGGACAGAUUAAAGAGAUAUUUAGGAGAGAGAACUCCGACUGAUUAUAAAUCAGCGGCCCAAUCCAGGGUACAGGAUGUUUCCAACUCCUUAAAUAAAGUAUGUGGGACUUCCCUGGUGGUCCAGUGGGUAAGACUGCUUGCUCCCAAUGCAGGCGAACCAGGCUGGAUCCCUGGUUGGGGAACUAGAUCCUCCUGCAUGCAUGCCUCAACUAAGAAGCCCACAUGCCACAACGAAGAUCCCAUGUGCUGCAACUAAGAUCCAGUGCAGCCAAAAUAAAUAAAUACAUAAAUAUUUAAAAAAUAAUAAAAUAUGUACAUUACCUACAGGACAGACUGAGCUUUCCAAUCUUGUUGGUGGGAAGGAAGGGAUAGGUGGUCUGUUUAUUGCCACAACUGUGAUUUCAUGAUGUCCCUCUUUUGUCUGCUUUUGUACCUAAGGGAGAGUCUGAAGCAGCAGUUACUAUAAUAGGCCCCAGGUGCCAGAAAAAGUCCACCGGGCUAACAAGGAACAAAGGAAGCUAUUUCUAGGGCAGCAUGAAAUUAAAAAAUCAUGACCCAGGGUUCUCUGUGCAGGUUCUCCUCUUCCAAGAUGGGUGCCAAAUGACGUGUAUCAUGUGCCUAUUUGUGAGAUUUGGGGAGGUUCCCAGACCUUAACACCCCUUUGGUUGUGUCCUCUCACAUUGUGGCAGGUUGCUUAUGUUUAGAGUGUCAUACCUACGAAACCAUUGCCUAAUCCAAAAUCAUGAAGACUCACACCUGUCUUCUGUGAGAUUUAUGGGUUUUGCUGUUACAUUUAGGUCUUUGAUUCAUGGUGCAAGGGCCUGAAUGGGGUGACAGAAAAGGAGAGCCUGGAAGUGCCCUGACACAUUCUGAAGGCAGACUGAGUGUCAGCACCCCGAACCCCUGAUUGCCUGCUGCCUUGGACUGCCUUGAACCUCUAAGAUCUCAUCCUCCACCUCUCAGUGCCACUACCAUGAUGGAUGUGAGUGAACUUGGGGAGUCUGCCCGCUACCUCCGCCAGGGCUACCAGGAGCAGAUGAAGGUGCACACUGUCCUGUGGGAUGGGAAGAAGCGGGUCUGGGUACCUGAUGAACAGGAUGCUUACGUGGAGGCUGAGGUCAAAUCCGAGGCUACUGGGGGCAGAGUCAACGUGGAGACCAAAGACCAGAAGGUGCUGACGGUUCGUGAAGCUGAACUGCAGCCCAUGAACCCGCCCCGCUUCGACUUGCUGGAGGACAUGGCCAUGAUGACGCACCUCAACGAGGCAGCCGUACUGCACAACCUGCGCCAGCGUUACGCUCGCUGGAUGAUCUAUACAUACUCGGGCCUCUUCUGUGUCACCAUCAACCCCUACAAAUGGCUCCCGAUCUAUACAGCCUCUGUGGUAGCCGCUUACAAGGGAAAGCGCCGCUCGGAGGCCCCGCCCCACAUAUAUGCGGUGGCAGAUAACGCCUACAAUGACAUGCUGCGCAACCGAGAGAACCAGUCCAUGCUGAUCACGGGAGAGUCGGGGGCCGGUAAGACGGUUAACACCAAGCGGGUCAUUCAGUACUUUGCCAUCGUCGCUGCCCUGGGAGACGGGCUGGGCAAGAAGGCCUUUCUGGCCACGAAGACCAGGGGCACCCUCGAGGAUCAAAUCAUUGAGGCUAACCCUGCCAUGGAGGCUUUUGGCAAUGCCAAGACCCUGCGGAACGACAACUCGUCCCGCUUCGGCAAGUUCAUCCGCAUUCAUUUUGGUCCCUCUGGGAAGCUGGCAUCCGCGGAUAUUGACAGCUAUCUCCUGGAGAAGUCAAGGGUGAUCUUCCAGCUGCCCGGUGAGCGAGGCUACCACAUCUACUACCAGAUCCUCUCGGGGAAGAAGCCAGAGCUGCAGGACAUGCUGCUUCUGUCUAUGAACCCCUAUGACUACCACUUCUGCAGCCAGGGCGUCAUCACUGUGGACCACAUGAAUGACGGGGAGGAGCUCAUGGCCACUGACCAUGCCAUGGACAUCCUGGGCUUCAGCGUGGAUGAGAAGUGUGCCUGCUACAAGGUCGUGGGGGCCCUCCUGCACUUCGGCAACAUGAAAUUCAAGCAGAAGCAGCGGGACGAGCAGGCCGAGGCCGACGGCACCGAGAGUGCUGACAAGGCUGCCUACCUGAUGGGGGUCAGCAGUGGAGACCUCCUCAAAGGCCUUCUGCACCCCCGAGUGCGUGUGGGGAACGAGUAUGUGACCAAGGGUCAGAGCGUGGAGCAGGUGGUGUUUGCCGUGGGGGCUCUGGCCAAGGCCACCUAUGACCGGCUGUUCCGGUGGCUGGUGUCACGGAUCAACCAGACACUGGACACCAAGUUGCCCCGUCAGUUCUUCAUCGGCGUCCUGGACAUCGCCGGUUUUGAGAUCUUUGAGUUUAACAGCUUUGAACAGCUGUGUAUCAACUUCACCAACGAGAAGCUGCAGCAGUUCUUCAACCAGCACAUGUUUGUGCUCGAGCAGGAGGAGUACAAGCGGGAGGGCAUCGACUGGGUCUUCAUCGACUUCGGCCUGGACCUGCAGCCCUGCAUUGACCUCAUCGAGAAGCCACUGGGCAUCCUGUCCCUUCUGGAGGAGGAGUGUAUGUUCCCCAAGGCCUCAGAUGCCAGCUUCCAGGCCAAGCUCUAUGACAACCACGCGGGGAAGUCGUCCAAUUUCCAGCAGCCGCGGCCUGACAAGAAGCGCAAAUACCAGGCCCACUUUGAGGUGGUCCACUACGCGGGCGUGGUGCCUUACAGCAUCGUGGGCUGGCUGGAAAAAAACAAGAAUCCACUGAAUGAGACGGUGGUCCCCAUCUUCCAAAAGUCGCAGAACAAGCUCUUGGCUACUCUCUACGAGAACUAUGCUGGCUCCUGCUCUACCGAGCCCCCCAAGUCUGGGGUGAAAGAGAAGCGUAGGAAGGCAGCAUCAUUCCAGACGGUGUCCCAGCUACACAAGGAGAACCUCAACAAGCUGAUGACCAACCUGCGGGCCACACAGCCCCACUUUGUCCGUUGCAUUGUCCCCAAUGAGAACAAGACCCCAGGAAUCAUGGAUGCCUUCUUGGUGCUACACCAGCUGCGUUGCAAUGGGGUUCUGGAGGGGAUCCGGAUCUGCCGACAAGGAUUCCCCAAUAGGCUGCUUUACGCUGACUUCCGGCAACGGUACCGCAUCCUGAACCCCAGUGCCAUCCCGGACGACACCUUCAUGGACAGCAGGAAGGCCACAGAGAAGCUGCUGGCCUCGCUGAACAUCGACCACACCCAGUACCAGUUUGGCCAUACCAAGGUGUUCUUCAAGGCUGGGCUUCUAGGCGUCUUGGAGGAGCUUCGUGACCAGCGUCUGGCCAAGGUCCUGACACUGCUGCAGGCACGGAGCCGGGGCCGCCUCAUGCGCCUCGAGUACCAGCGCCUGCUUGGAGGCAGGGAUGCCCUGUUCACCAUCCAGUGGAACAUCCGCGCCUUCAACGCCGUCAAGAACUGGUCAUGGAUGAAGCUCUUUUUCAAGAUGAAGCCACUACUACGCUCAGCGCAGGCUGAGGCGGAGCUGGCGGCCCUGCGGGCAGAGCUGCGGGGGCUGCGAGGGGCACUGGCCACCGCCGAGGCCAAGUGCCAGGAGCUGGAGGAGACGCACGUCAGCGUCACCCAGAAGAAGAAUGACCUGGCCCUGCAGCUGCAGGCAGAGCAGGAAAACCUGGCGGAUGCCGAGGAGCGCUGCCACUUGCUCAUCAAGUCCAAGGUGCAGCUGGAGGCGAAGGUGAAGGAGCUGAGUGAGCGGCUGGAGGACGAGGAGGAGGUGAAUGCUGACCUGGCUGCCCGCCGGCGCAAGCUGGAAGAUGAGUGCACAGAGCUCAAGAAGGACACUGAUGACCUGGAGCUGACGCUGGCCAAGGCCGAGAAGGAGAAGCAAGCCACGGAGAGUAAGGUGAAGAACCUGAUGGAGGAGAUGGUGGCGCUGGAGGAGUCAGUGGCCCGGCUGACGAAGGAGAAGAAGGCCUUGCAGGAGGCCCACCAGCAGGCCCUGGGCGACCUGCAGGCUGAGGAGGACCGUGUGAGCGCACUGGCCAAGGCCAAGACCCGCCUGGAGCAGCAGGUGGAAGACCUGGAGUGCUCCCUGGAGCAAGAGAAGAAGCUGCGCAUGGACAUGGAGCGGGCCAAACGCAAGCUCGAGGGUGACCUGAAACUGACGCAGGAGUCGGUGACGGAUGCUGCCCAGGACAAGCAGCAGCUGGAGGAGAAGCUCCAGAAAAAGGACUCCGAGCUGAGUCAGCUGAACCUUCGAGUGGAGGACGAGCAGCUCCUUGGGGCCCAGCUGCAGAAGAAGAUCAAGGAGCUGCAGUCUCGGGCGGAGGCGCUGGAAGAGGAGCUGGAGGCCGAGCGGUCAGCCCGGGCCCGCGUAGAGAAGCAGCGGGCAGAAGCAGCCCGGGAGCUGGCGGAGCUGAGCGAGCGGCUGGAGGAGGUGGGCGGCGCGUCCGCGGGGCAGCGCGAGGGCUGCCGGAAGCACGAGGCCGAGCUGGGGCGGCUGAGGCGGGAACUGGAGGAGGCGGCACUGCGGCACGAGGCCACAGUGGCUGCGCUGCGGCGCAAGCAGGCGGAGAGCGCGGCCGAGCUGGGCGAGCAGGCGGACAGUCUGCAACGGGCGCGACAGAAGCUGGAAAAGGAGAAGAGUGAGCUCCGCAUGGAGGUGGACGAUCUGGGCGCCAGCGUGGAGACUCUGGCCCGUGGCAAGGCCAGUGCAGAGAAGCUGUGCCGGGCCUAUGAGGAUCAGCUAAGCGAGGCCAAGAUCAAGGUGGAGGAGCUGCAGCGGCAACUGGCAGAUGCCAGCACCCAGCAGGGGCGGCUACAAGCCGAGAGUGGGAAGCUGAGCCGACUGCUGGAGGAGAAGGAGUCUCUGAUUAGCCAGCUGAGCCGUGGGAAGGCCUUGGCCACCCAGAGCCUGGAGGAACUGCGGCGGCAGCUGGAGGAGGAGAGCAAGGCCAAGAGCACGCUGGCCCAUGCCGUGCAGGCUUCGCGGCAUGACUGUGACCUCCUGCGGGAGCAGCACGAGGAGGAGGCCGAAGCCCAGGCCGAGCUGCAGCGGCUGCUGUCCAAGGCCAACGCCGAGGUGGCCCAGUGGAGGAGCAAGUACGAGGCAGAUGCCAUCCAGAGGACCGAGGAACUGGAGGAGGCCAAAAAGAAGCUGGCACUGCGGCUGCAGGAGGCAGAGGCGGGGGUAGAGGCCGCUCAUGCCAAGUGCUCGUCGCUGGAGAAGGCCAAGCUGCGGCUGCAGACAGAGUCGGAGGAUGUGACCCUGGAGCUGGAGCGGACGACCUCGGCGGCCGCGGCGCUGGACAAGAAGCAGCGGCACUUGGAGCGGGCGCUGGAGGAGCGGCGGCGGCAGGAGGAGGAGAUGCAGCGGGAGCUGGAGGCGGCCCAGAGGGAGGCCCGCAGCCUGGGCACGGAGCUGUUCCGGCUGAGGCACAGCCACGAGGAGGCUCUCGAGGCCCUGGAGACGCUCAGGCGGGAGAACAAGAACCUGCAGGAGGAGAUCAGUGACCUCACAGACCAGGUCAGCCUCAGCGGGAAGAGCAUCCAGGAGCUGGAGAAAGCCAAGAAGGCACUGGAAGGGGAGAAGAGCGAGCUCCAGGCUGCGCUGGAGGAGGCCGAGGGGGCCCUGGAGCUGGAGGAGACCAAGACUCUGCGGACCCAGCUGGAGCUUUCCCAGGUCAAGGCUGAGGUGGACCGGAGACUGGUGGAGAAAGACGAGGAGUGCACUGACCUGAGGCGCAACCACCAGCGGGCAGUGGAGUCCCUGCAGGCCUCCUUGGAUGCAGAGACUCGGGCCCGCAACGAGGCGCUACGGCUCAAGAAGAAGAUGGAGGGCGAUCUCAACGACCUGGAGCUGCAGCUGGGCCACGCCACCCGCCAGGCCACGGAGGCACAGGCCACCACGCGGCUGCUGCAGGCCCAACUCAAGGAGGAGCAGGCGGGGCGGGAUGAGGAGCAGCGGCUGGCGGCCGAGCUCCACGAGCAGGCACAGGCCCUGGAGCGGCGGGCCGCCCUGCUGGCUGCGGAGCUGGAAGAGCUGCGGGCCGCCCUGGAGCAGGCCGAGCGCAGCCGGCGGCUGGCGGAGCAGGAGCUGCUGGAGGCCACCGAGCGCCUCAGCCUCCUGCAUUCGCAGAACACAGGCCUCCUGAGCCAGAAGAAGAAGUUAGAGGUGGAUUUGGCCCAGCUGAGCGGGGAGGCGGAGGAGGCUGCCCAGGAAAGGCGGGAAGCUGAGGAGAAGGCCAAGAAGGCCAUCACCGACGCAGCCAUGAUGGCAGAGGAGCUGCAAAAGGAGCAGGACACGAGCGCACACCUGGAACAGAUGAAGAAGACUCUGGAGCAGACGGUGCGGGAGCUGCAGGCCCGGCUUGAGGAGGCAGAACAAGCCGCUCUCCGUGGCGGGAAGAAGCAGGUGCAGAAGCUGGAGGCCAAGGUGCGGGAGCUGGAGGCCGAGCUCGACGCAGAACAGAAGCAGCACGCCGAGGCCCUCAAGGGGGUACGGAAACAUGAGCGCCGGGUCAAGGAGCUCGCGUACCAGGCCGAGGAGGACAGGAAGAACCUGGCUCGCAUGCAGGACCUGGUGGACAAACUGCAGAGCAAGGUCAAGAGCUACAAACGUCAGUGUGAAGAGGCGGAGCAGCAGGCCAACACUAACUUGGCCAAGUAUCGCAAGGCCCAGCACGAGCUGGACGACGCGGAGGAGCGGGCGGACAUGGCGGAAACCCAGGCCAACAAGCUGCGGGCGCGGACCCGGGACGCCCUGGGCCCCAAGCACAAGGAGUGACACCUGAGCCCUGGGCUCUGAAGAGGGACACCUGCUGUUUGCCCCACCCUGAUCCUCUCCUCUCCAUCCCUGCUGGAGCCUCGCCACCCCAGGCUCUGCUACACCCUGAAUAAACGCCACGUCUGCAGCUCC
Molecule: messenger RNA, 8028 nt
Organism: Orcinus orca (killer whale)
Lineage: Eukaryota; Metazoa; Chordata; Mammalia; Artiodactyla; Delphinidae
Gene: MYH7B
Product: myosin heavy chain 7B
Exons: 44
Coding region: 2074-7896 (1940 amino acids)
Cellular component (GO): myosin complex
Molecular function (GO): ATP binding; actin filament binding; cytoskeletal motor activity
Source: RefSeq, a predicted model, not a curated record